UUUUGGCCUGCGCCCCUCCCAUGAAGUCCCUUGUUGUUUCCCAGAAAUACCGAAUCGACCAAGGGCGGAGCUAGAGGAGAAAAGGGAAACCAAAGCGUGAAGAGGCAAAAACGUCGGGCUUUUCAUAUUUACCCGCGUCUCUCUGUUCCCUCGAAAGUGCUUAGCCGUGUUCCCACUUUCCGCAAAGAACUCUGAAAAUGGGGAGCAAGAAGAGGAAGAGGAAGAGGAAGGAGGAGCGACCCACUAUUCAUCCCAGGAACAAGUACUCUGAGAAUCCCCCCGACUUUGCUCAGUUAGCUUCUCUCUACCCAUCCUUCCAACCUUUUGUCUACUACUCUCAUGACGGUUGUCCCAACAUCGAUUGGACCGACUUUAACGCGACCCGAGAACUCACCCGCAUUUUGCUUCUCCAUGAUCAUUCUCUUAACUGGUGGAUUCCUGAUGGGCAGCUCUGCCCCACUGUACCCAACAGGUCUAAUUACAUCCAUUGGGUCGAAGAUCUUCUCUCUUCUGACAUUAUUACACAUACUUUUUCAACUGGAGGCAAGGUGAGAGGAUUUGACAUAGGAACUGGAGCAAAUUGCAUUUACCCGCUUCUUGGUGCAUCUCUUCUAGGCUGGAGUUUUGUAGGUUCAGAUGUGACUGACGUUGCAAUAGAGUGGGCGAGCAGAAAUGUUCACAGUAAUCCACAUAUCUCUGAUUUAAUUGAAAUUAGAAAGGUUGAAAGCAAUGAAAACGCUGUCUCUGUUGAAAGGCAUCAUGGAGAGUCAGUCUGUGAUGAAAAUAAGAUAGAUUUGGGUGGGGAUUGUCGUGCAGAGGUACCUCCUGAGUCUUCAUUACCACUUGAUUUGCGUUCCAGCUGUGAUAAUAAUUAUUAUGGACCACCCAUACUUCUUGGUGUAGUCAGGGAUGAUGAAAAGUUUGAUUUCUGCAUGUGUAAUCCUCCAUUUUUUGAAAGUUUAGAGGAAGCAGGACUUAAUCCAAAAACUUCUUGUGGUGGUUCUCGGGAAGAAAUGGUUUGCCCUGGUGGAGAGAAGGCCUUCAUUACUCGUAUUAUUGAAGAUAGUGCUGCACUUAGGCAUUCUUUUCGUUGGUUCACUUCAAUGGUUGGGAGAAAAUCAAACCUCAAGUUCCUCACAUCGAAACUUUGGGCAAGUGGAGUCGCUAUAGUGAAGACAACUGAAUUUGUUCAAGGCAAGACAUGCCGGUGGGGACUAGCUUGGUCUUUCUUGCCUCCAAGGCAGAAGAAGAUACCAACCUCUAUUCCUGAGAAAACUAACAUGUCUUUUAUGCUUGAGCGUCUUCAGCGACAUCAUGGUGCCAUACAUGUGUUGGAAGCUGUUGAGUCCUACUUCACUUUACACAGCUUACCCUGUACACUGAAUUCCUCCUCUUUCACAGUGGAUGUCGAGGCAUCAAAAGAUGAGUGUGAUUCAAUAUUGAUGAAUGAGUUGCCACUUAUUCAUAAAGGUGCCCAAUCUGAAUCCGGUAGAGAGACAUCUAAUGGAUCAAGUUAUACUGACAUUAGUUAUGAUAAGCUCCGCUUCCGUGUUUCGGUUUUCCAGCAAAUUCCUGGGACGCUACUGGUGAAAGGUUCAUUGCAAGAAAAGAGUAGCCCACUAUCAGGAGCAUUCUCGUUGAUAUUUCAAAAAAUGGAGGAAGAUUUGCGGAGUAAAUUUUGUAUAGAUAAAAAAUCAGCUUAGGAUUUGAUUUUUUCUUCUUCUUCUUCUUAUUGGACUACAAAGGCUAUGAAAAUUUGUGCAGAGAAAGACUAGCGACCUCGUUGACAACUUGUAGCUCGUAACAAAUCUCAUGAGAAAGUAAAUACACUCUGUAGGAGGAUUAUGGGUAUUCAUAAUAAGCGUAGGAUUUGAUUUUGAGUCAUACGUAAUUGGAGCUUACCGAUAUGUAACGCAUGUACGUACCUACAGGAAGUUGCGAAGUUAUAUUAGAGUGGAGUGAAGGCUCGGUUAUGCUUCAUUGCUUUUGGAUAGAUGUUAGUUUCAAUUAUUGGGUUCGGCUUGUGCUUGUUUGAAUCGAAGGGGAGUGUUGAUUUGUCUGUUGUACAUUAAUGGCUGGCCAUUUCUUUAUGGAGAUAUAUUUGCUUUGCUGUAUGGCA
Messenger RNA from Neltuma alba, 2119 nucleotides. RefSeq names its product RNA N6-adenosine-methyltransferase mettl16. Lineage: Eukaryota; Viridiplantae; Streptophyta; Magnoliopsida; Fabales; Fabaceae. Gene Ontology annotation, molecular function: 23S rRNA (adenine(1618)-N(6))-methyltransferase activity. The coding region runs from base 198 to 1703 and encodes 501 amino acids. Gene Ontology annotation, cellular component: nucleus. The record is from RefSeq and is a predicted model, not a curated record. Gene Ontology annotation, biological process: rRNA base methylation. The transcript is spliced from 8 exons.